Molecule: messenger RNA, 971 nt
Organism: Dicrocoelium dendriticum
Lineage: Eukaryota; Metazoa; Platyhelminthes; Trematoda; Plagiorchiida; Dicrocoeliidae
Source: the annotation of a GenBank genome assembly
GGUUUCGUAACUUUGGUCGCUGAUACUGCUUCGUUCUGCGCUAUUGUCUAGCUUCCUUGAAACUGCGUUUCCGCAGGUGUACCUAUCAGGUGUUCCUUUUCAGCAUGUCACGUCGACGAAGUUAUCAAUUAACUGCACAGUUUCCGUCUCGUAGCACCAUUUACCGUGCAGCGAAAAGAAUGACAUCAGGAUUCAGCUACGAAGAGGUGCUUCUGUUGUCAGAAGCUAAACGACAGAAGGUUCAGCCACCUGCACACGUUAUCAACCGCAGUGAAGAUGACAGGGACCCCGAUGAAUUGGUACAUAACUUGAGAAAAUUGAUCGCAAAAUCUCAAGUACCAGCGUCUUUUGUUCGUCCACUGUUGUGCCUUGUGCAGCCGUGGAUGCCAUUUUUGCCAAAGGAUUACAGGACGCUGAUGCGCACUCCACGGACCUCCCGCAUUCGCGUUGUUUCACCGGGAACUUACGGUCACGUAGGUCUGCUGAGAGGUUUACAGCGUGCAUGCUCUGCUAUUUCGCUCGCCGCUGAUGACACUGUUGACUAUCAGUUGCAUAUUGACGGGUUUAAACCUUUUAAUGCAUCCAAGAUGCAUGUAUGGCCAAUCUUGUGCCGUGUCAUAAAGCCAGUGAUCACGAAGCCAUUCAUUGUUGGUGUUUAUGGUGGGACCUCGAAGCCGAAUGACGUGGACGAUUACUUGUACGACGCAAUUAAUGAGAUACGUACUUUGUAACGCCAAGGAUUAUUCAACCUUAAAGCCGUUAUCUGUGAUACCCCUGCACGCGCUUAUGUGAAAAGAAAAAAAGAACAUUCGGGUUAUUACAGCUGUGACAAAUGCACCCAACGUGGUGAGUAUAUGAGCCGCAAGGUAACAUACCCACUUACGGAUAGCACACUACGGACUAAUGCAUCCGUUCGAAGGAAUGAUAGCCAACCGUCGCCUUUUGCUGCUUUGAAUGUCGAUUUGGUUGAG